AUGGCACAGCCCAAUGAAACAGAGACAUUUGAAAACGAGUCAAAGAGAAUAAGAAACUUAACAACUCCAGCGCAGGAGGAAUAUGAACAAAGAGUCUUCAGAUUUACGAAGCAAUUGUCUGACAUAAAGCGAGACAUCGAUGAAGUCGGAACUUGUUUUGACAGUUCGAAAGACGAUUUAAGCUCACUUUCAUCAAUCAAAGAAUUUGUUAAGUCAUGCGAGAAAGCAUAUAUGGAACUUUCCAACAAAUUUUUGGCGUAUCUGAAAAGUGUACGAUCUUAUGAAAGUGAAAAUGAGGAAUCAUCACAUAGACUGAUUAGAGAGACCACACUGUGUAAAAUCAACUUGAUGACGAGGAGAUUAGACACUCUUCUCAACCCACCACCUGCAUCUCAACAUAGUCAGCGAUCCAGAUCCUCGGCGAAAUCGAAUGCAAGUUACGUGGAGAGGAAGGAGGCAGAACUCAAAGCUGCCAUCAUGAAGAAGAAAUUCUUGGCGGAAGAAACACAAAUAUUACGCCAAAGAGCAGACCUCGAAUCGCGACUAAAGGCCAUCAAGGUUGAGGAGGAGAUCCAAACAAAACGGGCGCAGGUCUACGCGUUAAAACAGCACUCGACCGUCAUGACAGACUUUCACCUCCCAUCAGAGGAUCCAGUGUCGAGGACUCAGCAUUAUGUCGAUAGUUUGUCGCAAAAACAUGUGCCACGUUACGAAUCAUAUCUUGAUCAGCAUCAACACGUAGGAAACCCUGCGUCAGAAUCACCCAUGCAGGUUCAACCUGCACGUCUUUCAUUCAACGACACCCAACAGGAUUUGAACGUGACCCCGUCUGAGGAACUAGACUUACUCGUCCGCUAUCUUGGAAACAACUCUUCCAGGCAAGCAGCAACGAUUCGAAAAUGCAACGCUGAUAGCCCCACCAACGCCCUAAGAUUGGUUUGGGAAAGACUGGAGGAGCGAUUUGGUGCACCCGAACUUGUUGAAAGCUCCCUUAGGCGUCGGAUUGCGUCAUUCACCAAGAUCGGAGCUCAGGAUGCAAGGAGGCUAUAUGAUCUUGUGGACUUAGUGGAGGAAGUAGCAGCAGUAAAGCGCCAGCCACAGUACACGUCACUCUUUGCGUAUUAUGACUCUCCGACUGGAAUCAACCCACUUGUCCUCAAACUUCCCACCACGUUACAAGAUAGAUGGACAGUGGAGGCUACGAAGUAUAAAAAACGUGAAGCUAUGGUGUAUCCACCCUUUACAUUCUUCGUCGGGUUUCUCAAGGAAAUCGCCAGAAUGAAAAAUGAUCCAAGUUUCGAUUACAGCAGUAAUAGUGAGGGGCCGUCAGUGAACCACAUACAGAUUUCAAGGAAGUCAGCAGUAGUUGCUGUCAAGAAAACGGAAACUCUGAUCCCCGCUAAACCUGAUUCUAGUGAACAUUGUGACUUGCCGAGGUGUCCUCUUCAUCACACAAGGCAUUCACUUAAUGAAUGCAACACGUUUCGUUCCAAGCCACUUGAGGAGCGGAAAAAAUUCAUCAUGACACAUGGGUUGUGUUUUAAGUGUUGUGGACCGACGAAGCACAGAGCAAAGGAUUGUACAAACUCUAUAAAGUGUUGUGUUUGUAGUGGACCACACCCUGGUGCUCUCCAUGAAACUAAUCGUCGCCAAGAGAAGGUUAAAGGUACAGUCGUGCACGAAGGGGAGGAACGAGAGAAAACAUUUUCUUCAGCCUGUACACAAAUCUGUGGAACAAUUACAGGAACCAGCAAAUCAUGCGCGAAAAUAGUUCCAGCCAAAGUUUACCUUGAGAACUCAAACCAGAAGCCAAGGACAGUUUAUGCACUUAUUGAUGAUCAGAGCAAUCACACACUAGCAUCUUCGUCCCUUUUUGAUGCCUUCGACCAAAACACUCCUGAUCAUGAGUACACUCUCGUGUCGUGUUCUGGACCAAUCAAAACUUCUGGCAGAAGAGGAACAGGGUUCAUCAUAGAGUCCUUGGACGGAAGAUGUUCGUUUAAACUUCCAACUCUCAUCGAGUGUGCAGAACUACCAAACAACCGUGAAGAAAUUCCAUCACCACAUGUGGCCAAACACUUCACUCAUCUUGCAGACAUCGAGGAAUGCAUUCCCGAACUGUUGGACAAUGUAGAAGUUGAGAUCUUGAUUGGAAGGGAUCUUAUCGAUGCUCACGUUGUGCAAGAUCAACGUGAAGGAACUCCUGGAAUGCCUUACGCUCAAAAACUUCCCCUUGGAUGGGUGAUAAUUGGUCCAGUGUGCCUUGGAGCUCUGCAUAUCCCCGACAAGAUAACUGUCAACAAAACGUUUAUCUUGGAAAAUGGUCGGCCUUCUAUGCUGCGACCUUGCGAAAAUAAAUUGGUGAUUAAGGACAACAUUUUCAUGAAAACUGAACACGACGAAAAAGUUUCUCCUUCGAUAGAAGACAAGAUAUUCCUGGAGCUUAUGGACAAAGGUUUCCAGAAGAACUCUGACGGGCGCUGGGAAGCACCACUUCCAUUUCGUACCGAAAGGCAGCGAUUACCAAACAACAAGUCACAAGCAGUCAAUCGGGCGCUCUCACUUGAUCGUAGUCUGAAACAUAACCCUAUCAAGAAAGAGCAUGUAACAGCAUUUAUGAACAAGAUAUUCGAGAAAGGACAUGUGGAGGAAGCCCCACCUGUACCUGACACAAAAGAGCAGUGGUACCUGCCCAUGUUUGGUGUAUAUCACCCACAGAAAAGAGACUCAAUACGAAUGGUGUUCGAUUCCUCAGCGAAAUUUAACAACAUGUCACUUAAUGAGAUACUCCUUAAAGGCCCCGACAUCACGAACAAUCUUCAAGGAAUUUUGUUACGCUUUCGUCGAGAAAGAGUUGCUGUGACUGGAGACGUGGAGCAGAUGUUUCACAAUUUUAAGGUGAAAACAGAUCAUCGAGACUACUUGAAGUUUCUCUGGCAUCCAGAGAAUGAUCUAGAUCUGCCACUUAAGGAGUACAGAAUGACUGUGCAUGUUUUCGGGAAUAGACCCUCUCCAUCAGUUGCUACUUAUGGAUUGCGUCGUUCUGCGGCUCACUCGGAGCCAGAUGUGAUUGAUUUCGUAUCUCGAGACCUCUAUGUUGAUGAUGGCCUCCUAAGUUGUCCAAGUGAAGAAUCAGCUGUCGACCUGAUGAAAAGAACUCAGCUUGCCUUAAGAGAAGGGGGACAACUUAGACUUCACAAAAUCUCUUCAAACUCAAAAUCAGUGCUGUUGAAGUUUCCAGUAGAUGACCUAGCCAAAGAUCUGAAGGAUUUGGAUAUUGGUAAAGAAGAUCUACCUAUUCAGAGAAGUCAUGGGACAUCAAUUCUGAUGCAUUCGUCUUCAAGAUAUCUUCCGAACAGAAGCCCUUUACGCGCAGAGGAGUCUUAUCAACUAUCAAUAGUUUAUUUGACCCUCUUGGAUUUGCAUCUCCAGUGA
This is a messenger RNA of Ostrea edulis (European flat oyster), 3435 nucleotides long. RefSeq lists its product as uncharacterized. Bases 1 to 3435 code for a protein of 1144 amino acids. The record is from RefSeq and is a predicted model, not a curated record. The transcript is spliced from 2 exons. NCBI's taxonomy places the organism in Eukaryota, Metazoa, Mollusca, Bivalvia, Ostreida, Ostreidae.